Verticillium dahliae VdLs.17 is the source of this 216-nucleotide messenger RNA. RefSeq lists its product as uncharacterized. NCBI's taxonomy places the organism in Eukaryota, Fungi, Ascomycota, Sordariomycetes, Glomerellales, Plectosphaerellaceae. Bases 1 to 216 code for a protein of 71 amino acids. The record is from RefSeq and is a predicted model, not a curated record. The transcript is spliced from 2 exons.
AUGUGUUACCAAUUGGUUGAGCUGUACUCGGCAUGCCGUUGUCUCUACUACCAGCACGCUGUCGACCGAUGCGCCGGCUAUGGACGCCCCGGCCACAGCAUCCAGCAGCGGACGAUAUUCGUCGGUUACGCUUGCAGUGCGCAUACGCAGAGCGCUCGGCAGCAGUCCUCGCCUGCUGUCUUUGGUGACGGGCUGCUCCUCCUGGCACUCUCCUAA